Messenger RNA from Terrapene triunguis (Three-toed box turtle), 3371 nucleotides. It is a transcript of the gene SEC23B, whose product is annotated as SEC23 homolog B, coat complex II component. The record is from RefSeq and is a predicted model, not a curated record. The coding region runs from base 95 to 2398 and encodes 767 amino acids. Gene Ontology annotation, biological process: COPII-coated vesicle budding; endoplasmic reticulum to Golgi vesicle-mediated transport; intracellular protein transport. NCBI's taxonomy places the organism in Eukaryota, Metazoa, Chordata, Testudines, Emydidae. The transcript has 20 exons. Gene Ontology annotation, molecular function: GTPase activator activity; zinc ion binding. Gene Ontology annotation, cellular component: COPII vesicle coat; endoplasmic reticulum exit site.
UUCGGGCGCGGGCGCUGCCGGGACAGGGAUCGUCGGGCGCUGCGAAGCGGAGCCGGCAGCGCUACAGCCCCGCGGGCAGAACCUUGAAGAUUCCAUGGCGACGUAUCUGGAGUUCAUUCAGCAAAAUGAAGAGCGAGACGGGGUGCGUUUCAGCUGGAAUGUGUGGCCUUCCAGCAGGUUGGAGGCUACAAGAAUGGUCGUACCCUUGGCCUGUCUACUGACUCCCCUGAAAGAACGUCUAGACCUGCCGCCUGUACAAUAUGAACCAGUGCUUUGUAGCAGGCAGACUUGCAAAGCAGUGCUCAACCCGCUUUGUCAAGUUGAUUAUCGUGCCAAGCUCUGGGCCUGUAACUUCUGUUUUCAGAGAAACCAGUUCCCUCCAGCGUAUGCAGGCAUAUCCGAAGUAAAUCAGCCAGCAGAACUUAUGCCUCAGUUUUCCACAAUCGAAUACAUAGUGCAGAGAGGUUCUCCAACCCCACUGAUCUUCCUUUACGUUGUUGACACGUGUCUGGAAGAGGAAGACUUGCAAGCAUUGAAGGAAUCCCUGCAGAUGUCCUUGAGUCUGCUGCCUCCAGAGGCGCUGGUGGGGCUGAUCACAUUUGGCAGAAUGGUCCAGGUUCAUGAACUGAGCUGCGAAGGAAUCUCCAAGAGCUAUGUUUUCAGAGGGACCAAGGACCUGACAGCUAAGCAAAUACAGGAUAUGCUGGGUCUUACAAGGCCUGUGGUACCUGUUCAGCAGGGAAGACCUCUUCAGCCUCAGGAACAGCCACCUAUUUCAAGCAGGUUCCUGCAGCCUGUACACAAGAUUGACAUGAACCUGACAGAUCUUCUUGGGGAACUACAGAGGGACCCGUGGCCAGUGACUCAGGGAAAGCGACCCUUGCGAUCGACUGGAGUAGCUUUGUCAAUUGCUGUUGGUUUAUUGGAGGGCACGUUUCCAAACACAGGGGCCAGAAUAAUGUUGUUUACAGGCGGGCCACCCACACAAGGGCCAGGCAUGGUGGUAGGAGACGAACUGAAAACACCCAUUCGUUCCUGGCAUGACAUAGAGAAGGACAAUGCACGGUUCAUGAAAAAGGCUACAAAGCACUACGAGAUUCUAGCUAAUCGCACGGCAGCCAACGGCCACUGCAUCGAUAUCUACGCCUGCGCUCUCGAUCAGACUGGCCUUCUGGAGAUGAAGUGUUGUGCAAACCUCACUGGGGGUCACAUGGUGAUGGGGGACUCUUUCAACACUUCUCUCUUCAAGCAGACCUUCCAGCGGGUGUUUAGCAAAGACUUCAAUGGAGAAUUCCGAAUGGCGUUUGGUGCUACGUUAGAAGUGAAGACUUCUAGGGAGCUGAAAAUCUCAGGGGCUAUUGGACCAUGCGUAUCCCUAAACGCUAAAGGACCAUGCGUCUCUGAAAACGAACUUGGUAUUGGCGGUACAUGUCAGUGGAAAAUCUGUAGCCUUGAUCCCAGUUCAACUCUUGCCAUAUAUUUUGAAGUGGUGAAUCAGCACAAUGCACCGAUACCUCAGGGUGGCAGAGGCGCCGCGCAGUUUGUCACUCAGUAUCAGCACUCCAGUACACAGAGACGCAUUCGAGUAACCACCAUUGCCAGAAAUUGGGCAGAUGCACAGAGUCAGCUCCAACAUAUCGAAGCGGCGUUUGACCAGGAAGCAGCUGCAGUGCUAAUGGCUCGUCUGGGAGUCUACAGAGCUGAGUCGGAGGAGGGACCCGAUGUACUGCGAUGGCUAGACAGGCAGCUAAUCAGAUUGUGUCAGAAGUUUGGACAAUAUAACAAGGAUGAUCCGAAUUCCUUCAGACUGUCAGAUUCAUUUUCUCUGUAUCCCCAGUUUAUGUUCCACUUGCGACGAUCUCCAUUUCUUCAAGUGUUUAACAACAGCCCGGAUGAAUCUUCCUAUUACCGGCAUCACUUUGCCAGACAAGAUCUGACCCAGUCCCUCAUCAUGAUCCAGCCCAUCCUUUAUUCCUAUUCUUUCUCUGGACCCCCCGAGCCUGUGCUUUUGGACAGCAGCAGCAUUCUUGCUGACAGAAUUCUGCUGAUGGAUACUUUCUUCCAGAUUGUAAUCUACCUUGGCGAGACGAUUGCACAGUGGCAGAAAGCUGGCUACCAAGACAUGCCUGAAUAUGAAAACUUCAAGCAUUUACUGCAAGCCCCAUUGGACGAUGCCCAGGAAAUAUUGCAGACUAGAUUUCCAAUGCCGCGUUAUAUUAACACUGAACAUGGAGGCAGUCAGGCCCGCUUCCUCUUGUCUAAAGUGAACCCCUCUCAGACUCACAAUAAUCUCUAUGCGUGGGGACAGGAAUCAGGAUCUCCCAUCCUAACAGAUGAUGUUAGUCUCCAGGUGUUCAUGGAUCAUCUGAAAAAGUUGGCAGUGUCAAGUGCAUCAUAACUUUGACUUAACAAGGAAGUGACAAAAGAAGCAAAGAAUUACCGGGAUCAUGGUGACAUUUAACAGUGUGGAAAAACUUAACUACAUUCCUUUCCCUCUUUGAGAUCAAGGCUUUUAAAUAUUACACAAAACAAAUAUUCAAGGGGAGUUUUGUACUUAGUUCUUUUAGUUUUUAAUUUAUUUGUAUUCCUUUUUUAUGUGAUCUCUCUGAACUUUAUUUUUUUCAUACAUUGCAGCCCAAGGAUGUUUUAGCUGAUAUAGCUAUUAAUACAUUUUUAGAUUAAUUUUAAUGGCCUGUGUGUAAAAUAAUUAAAAAACAGUAACUUGCCUUUCAGCAGCUUCAUCAGGUACCCGGGGGACUGUACUGAUGAAAAAUAAAAGUGGAGGAGGAGAGCAUUAAUAUUUAGUGCUGGACUGAACUUGUUGUGUGUGUGUGUGCAUGUAUGCUGAGAGGUUGACUUUAUCACACAAUAAAGUACAAUAUGAACUUGAACUUUUUCUUUGUUCUGGAGAUCUUAGAAUGCUUCAUCUUGUUACUUCAUCAUGUUAAGACUCAGACCUGCUCCUGUAUAUAGGGUUAUGUUGAUCAAAAACACAAGGACUCUAUCUAAAUUACCUUUAUUAAUUUCCAGCUCUGUUAUCAUCUAAAUUGACUUGCAUUGACUUGUAAUUACAGGAAUUUAAUACUGGCUUUGUUGAAUGUAACUCUUCUUUUAUAUAGAUCAAAAACUAACAUUUCCUGCCCAGAAUAUCAGAGAAUGAGGUUUUUUUCCAGACUUGUUAAUACAUCAAGAGUCUCUGCAUUUCAUUUUCCCUCCUCAAAACCGCUGAUAUGAGCCAAGAAUGAAGAAUGUGUCUAUAGCUAGAUUUCACAUCACAAGUGUGUCGCUACUGGUAAAAUGCUUUGUAUAGCUCCCUAUGCGUAAAAUCUAAUUUUAACACAUGCCACGCCCUUGAAAUGCAGUUUGAAAAG